Ictalurus furcatus (blue catfish) is the source of this 2778-nucleotide messenger RNA. RefSeq names its product general transcription factor IIIA, b (gene gtf3ab). The coding region runs from base 68 to 1129 and encodes 353 amino acids. The transcript has 8 exons. Gene Ontology annotation, cellular component: nucleus. NCBI's taxonomy places the organism in Eukaryota, Metazoa, Chordata, Actinopteri, Siluriformes, Ictaluridae. The record is from RefSeq and is a predicted model, not a curated record.
GAAAACUGCAUGCCACCGACUGAAAAACAAAAAAAAAAACAAAAAAACACAACCCAGCGUGAAUACAAUGGGAGAACGUUUCAAAGAUCCGACUAAGAAUUUCGUGUGUUCCUUCUUAAACUGUAAAGCUUCAUUUUCCAAGGCAUGGAAGCUGGAAGCUCAUUACUGCAAACACACUGGGCUGAGACCUUUUGCAUGUGAUAGCUGUGAUAAAACUUUUUGCACCCGUUGCCAGCUCACCAGGCACAAUCUGAGCCACAGUGGGAAGAAACCAUACCAAUGUUUAGAGGAUGGAUGUUCAGAGAGCUUUAUCAGUACUGCACGGUUAAAGAACCAUGUUGAACGUGUGCACCAGCACAAGGAGAAGCACUAUGUGUGUGACUAUGAGGGUUGUGCAAAAGAGUUUCGUAAGAAGAAGCAACUGAGCUCUCACAAAUGUGAGCACACGAACCAGCUACCAUUUGAGUGUCAGUAUGAGGGCUGUGGGAAGAAGUACACCACCUCUAAAAAGCUGCAAAAACAUGAGAAAGUGCAUGAUGGUAUUAUAUUUGAAAGGGAGGAAAAAUUAUUUACAAAGGCCCUUGUCUGUGUUUUCACCCUCACUUCACUUCAUUCUAACGUUGAACUCGUAGGUUAUCCGUGUGCUGAAGAGGGCUGUGACUUCCAGGGAAGAACGUGGACGGAGUAUCAGGCACACAGGAAAGCAGCACACAGAGAGGCUCUGCAGUGUGACAGCUGUGUGAAGGUUUUCCAUAAAGCCUGGUUUCUAAAGAAGCACAAACUCUUCGUGCACUUGGGCGUCCGGCGUGUGUUUAAGUGCACCAAGGAGGGCUGUCAGAAAACCUACACCACACAUUUCAACCUCCAGAAUCACAUUCUUUCCUUCCACGAGGGCAUACGCUCCUUCAUUUGCCCUCAUGAUGGUUGUGGGAAAGCGUUCGCCAUGGAGGGAAGUCUGAAGCGACAUGCUGUAGUCCAUGACCCUCAGAAGAAAAAGCUGCAGAAGAAGACCAAACGAGGACGUAAGAAGAAACUUGAACCAAAGACGAAUGUUUCGGAUGCCUCUGAGCUGUCUGCACAACUGCACGGGCUGUCUCUAAACACGUCCACGUCCCAGAACAACCCAUGAACAUCGUGCAGUCAAUGAGGACUUCCUAGUUGACUUCAAUUUCAGUAUCCAGCAUAAUAUAAUUUAAAAGCACUACUACUAAUAAACUCACUUCUCUGCACCUCUGGUUUUGUGUUCAAUUAAAUGUUCAGGAUUUGGAUGGUGAAGCGAGCUGAUUCUUAAUUUAAAGGCUGUAAAUAGGAAGGUGCUGCUUCCUCCUCUUCAGUUCAACCCACAAGUUUUGUGUGUUUCAAGUCAGGGAACUGGGAGGGUCAUGGCAGGACCUUGAUUUUGUGGUCAGUAAACCACUUGUGUUGAUUUUGAUGUAUGUUUGGGAUCACUGUCUUGCUGGAAGAUCCAACCACAGCCUGUUAUAAGCUUUCUGGCAGAGGCAGUCAGGUUUUCAUUUGAUAUUUGAUCAUGUUUGAUUCAUGGUGCCAUGUAUCAUUAAAAAAAUGUCCAGGUCCUCUAGCAGAAAAACAGUCCCAAAACAUUAAAAAGCCACCACCAUGUUUAACUGUGGACAUGAGGUACUUUUCCAUAUGGCUACCUCUGUGCCAAAACCACCUCUGGUGUUUAUUACCAAAAAGCUCUAUUUUAGUUUCAUGUGACCAUAGAACCUGAUCCCAUUUGAAGGUCCAGUAGUGUCUGGCAAACUGAAGACAUGAGUUUGUUUUUGGAUGAGAGUAGAGGCUUUUUUUUUUUUUUUUUUGGGGUGUUCUUGAAACCCUUCCGAACAUGUGAUGUAGGUGACUUUGGAUUGUAGUUUUGGAGACUUUCUGACCCCAAGACGCAACUAACUUCUGCAAUUCUCCAGCUGUCAUCCUUGGAGAAUUUUUGGCCACUCGAACCAUCCUCUUCAGUGCGUUGAGACAGUAUACACAGAUGCCUGAUUCCAGGUUGAUACAUAUUUCCAGUUGUCUGGAACUUGAUUAUUUCCCUGAUGGUGGAAAUGGGCAUUUUCAAUGCCUGUGCUAUUUUCUUAUAGACACUUCCCAUCUUGUGAAGCUCAACAACCUUUUGCUGCACAUCACAGCUAUAUUCCUUGGUCUUACCCAUUGUUAUGAAUGAUUUAAGGGAGUUUGUCCUAUGUGUUAACUCAUAUUUAUACCCCUGUGAAACGAGAAGUCAUGGGUGAACAAUUUCCUGUUCCUAGUCACCCAGGUGUACUAAUUUUUUUUUUUUAAAUAUCAGUGGGAAUAUACUUCAACUAUAUUUUUCUUGUAUGAAUUCAUAGGGGUGCCAAUAAUUGUUGUACACUUAACAAAUUUUUUUAAAUUUAUAAACCUGUGGUAUUUGCAAUUAUUUGAUAUCCAUGAAAGAGUAUUUUUGUGUUUUUUUUUUUUUUAACAAAAGGUUAAACAAUUUUUCACAGCCGCCUUUGCGCAGAUUUUCCAAGGGUGCCAAUACUAGUGGAGGGCAUUGUAGAUAUAGAUAACAUGUAAAUUGUGUGUGUGUAGCUCUAAAACUGGUCUUGGUUGUACCUUUGGUUUGCCCUCACACCUGCUAACUUUAUUCUAAAGAAUAAAUCAUGGCAUGUAAAGUUUGUUUUUAGUGCCUGGGUUUAAUUAUUUAGAUGUGGGAUUGUGCUUAGUAAACUGUAUGUCUCUCUUUUUACGUCAAGACGUUGCUUUUUUUGUGUAGCAAAGCCAAGGGUUGAUAAUCUCAGU